Prosopis cineraria is the source of this 2332-nucleotide messenger RNA. Its product is annotated as glycerophosphodiester phosphodiesterase GDPDL7-like. The transcript is spliced from 8 exons. Gene Ontology annotation, molecular function: glycerophosphodiester phosphodiesterase activity. The record is from RefSeq and is a predicted model, not a curated record. Gene Ontology annotation, biological process: lipid metabolic process. The annotation marks the transcript as partial. NCBI's taxonomy places the organism in Eukaryota, Viridiplantae, Streptophyta, Magnoliopsida, Fabales, Fabaceae.
AAUUGGAAUGGACUCAAGUUUGCUGGAUGUGGUAAUCUUGUGCAAUCUUCAGAUCACAAAAGAUGGGUUGGUUUGUGUCUGACAGAUAUUAGGCUUGACAAUGCAACCAACAUAGCACAAUUCGAUCCUAAAGGCCAGAAAACCUACGUUGUGAACAGCAAGAAUCUCACUGCAUGGUUCUCAGUGGAUUACACAGCAAAACAGCUAGCAGAAAAUGUGCAAUUGAAUCAAGCAAUAUACUCCCGACCCCCUUCGUAUGACGGUCUGUAUCCAAUCGCCACUCUUGAUGACAUAAUAAAGAGUGAACCCCCAAAGCUCUGGUUGAAUGUCCAGUAUGCAGCAUUCUACACCCAGCGUGGAAUAAAGAUGGAAGAUUUUGUCAUGAAAACGUUGAGUUCUUCAAGCAUACCCUUCGUUUCAUCUCCAGAGAUUAGUUUCUUGAAGAGCAUCCAUGGGAGAGUGAACAAGGCUAUUACAAAGGUCAUCUUCCAAUUUCUUGACGCUAAUGAAGUUGAACCCUCGACCAACCAGAUAUACAGUUCCAUAGCCAAGGAUCUUGCGACAGUCAAGUUAUUUGCAUCAGGGAUCAUGGUUCCAAAAGAAUAUAUAUGGCCAAUCAAACCAGACAGAUAUUUGGGGCCUCCCACAACACUCGUAGCUGAUGCCCAUAAACUGGGACUGGAAGUGUAUGCGUCCGGUUUCGCUAACGAUUUCAUUGCAAGUUAUAACUACACCUAUGACCCUGCUGUUGAGUACCUGCAAUUUUUAGAUAAUAGCGCUUCUGUUGAUGGUUUCGUCACUGAUUUCCCUCCAACAGCAUCAGCAGCCAUAGCAUGCUUGGCAUAUAACACCGCCAAGCCUAUAAAAGGGCAAGCUUUGGUCAUCAGCAGAGAUGGAGCAAGUGGUGUUUAUCCAGGAAGCACUGAUCUUGCAUAUCAGCAAGCAAUAAAUGACGGGGCCGACAUUAUAGAUUGCUCAGUUCAAAUGACAAAAGAUGGAGUUGCCUUCUGCUCUGAUACUGCCGACCUAAUGGCAUCUACUUCCGCAGUGAGUCAAUUCAUGCCUAAAUCUUCCGAAGUACCCGAAAUUCAAUCUGAAAGUGGUAUCUUCUCCUUUGACCUUACAUGGAGCGAGAUUCAGACUUUAAAACCUCAAAUUGUUAGCCCUUACGUCAACGAUGGCUUUCAAAGAAACCCAAUAAACAAAAACAGCGGUAAGCUAGUCACCCUCUCUGAAUUUUUGGAUAUUGCCAAGGCAAAGGCAGUUUCUGGCAUUCUGAUAAACAUACAGAAUGCUGCCUAUCUCGCAUCAAACAAGGGUAUUGACAUUGUUGGCAAUGUCAGCACUGCCUUAAGCAAUGCAACGUUUGACAAGCAAUCCACACAAGUAGUUAUGAUCCAAUCAGAUGAUACGUCAGUACUAUCCAAGUUUAAGGAUAUCCAAUCUUACAAAAGGAUUCUUCUAAUUGAAGAUAAAAUAGGUGAUGCACCGGGGCCGACAGUCCAGGAAAUCAAGAAAUAUGCAAACGCAGUGAACCUUCCAAAAGGAUCUAUCAUAACAACAUCUGAUUCCUUCACUACCGGAAUGACAAAUGUUGUUAAAGAAAUGAAAGACGCCAACCUCACAGUAUUAGUCCAUCUUUUGAAAAAUGAGUACAUCUCCCUAGCAUUUGACUAUUUCUCAGAUCCUUACAUGGAGGUUGCUAGUCUAGUCCAAAUUGCAUCAGUUGAAGGAAUCGUAACAGCAUUUCCAGCCACAGCCAGCAGAUAUAUGAGGAGCCCAUGUAGCAAUCCUAAUCCUCCAAAACACAGUUUUUCCUUCAUCGCAGCCAACCCUGGUGACCUACUAAACUCCCUAUCUCUCGAAGCAAGGCCACCAGCAGAAGCACCACUUCCACCUCUUCAAGCUCAAAACGUCACCGACCCACCACUUCCAGCACUAAACAGUGCAAGAAAAGCCGACCCUGGGCCCGCUGCUUCCACUUCAACGUCGAAUGCACCUCCAGCACCCUCUUCAGCUGCCUCUACAAAUGCAGCCGUUCGUGAUCUGCUUAUAACGGCCAUUGUGGUCUUUGGUAUGCUUAAAGCUGCACUGUGAUGUUUAUUUAGACCAUAUUAAAGACCUAGCUCUUCAAAUUUCAUUCCUUAGCAUCAGUUCAAUUGUUGUAGGAUAUCUCUAAGGAAUACAUCAGGUGCUAGUUCACACAAGACAAUUAUUAAAACAGUACAUUUAUGUUAGAUUAUUAGAUAUUAAUACAGGACAGAAGUUUAACAAUUUACGUUCUUUAUCCAAGAUGCAUGAACGGUUAAUAUCUAAGUUCAAUAUUAAUGAG